Molecule: messenger RNA, 4241 nt
Organism: Hirundo rustica (Barn swallow)
Lineage: Eukaryota; Metazoa; Chordata; Aves; Passeriformes; Hirundinidae
Gene: DAB2
Product: DAB adaptor protein 2
Exons: 15
Coding region: 274-2424 (716 amino acids)
Biological process (GO): negative regulation of canonical Wnt signaling pathway; receptor-mediated endocytosis; positive regulation of endocytosis
Cellular component (GO): plasma membrane
Source: RefSeq, a predicted model, not a curated record
UAAACUUGUGAGCACCGACACGUUGAGGGGGAGUAGCCAAGACCGAGCAGCAAAAACAUCACCGCGCAUUCCUGGGUAGUCCUCAGCUGCCAGCAUCUGAUUAAAACCAUAUCGCUCGCUGUGAGUGGCUAACUAAUCCGAAGGCGAGAGUGCGACCGAAUAUUUAACCGGGGCCCCGGUCCCAGCCAGGCUACCGGCUGCGCUCAUCGGAUCAUGCACGGAGCGGCACGGAUCUAGCCUGCUACAGUGAACAUAACUGGCCACAAUCCCAUAAUGUCUACUGAAGCUGAAACUGCUGCUACCAACAGCCAGCCGGAACAACAGGCUCCACCAAAGACACAGCCUUCAAAGAAAGAAAAAAAGAAAGGGCCAGAAAAAACAGAUGAAUCCCUCUUGGCUAGAUUCAAAGGUGAUGGUGUAAAAUACAAGGCUAAACUAAUUGGCAUAGAUGAUGUUCCCGAGGCAAGAGGAGACAAAAUGAGUCAGGAUUCAAUGAUGAAGCUGAAGGGAAUGGCAGCAGCAGCCCGUUCCCAGGGUCAACACAAACAGAAGAUCUGGGUAAACAUCUCUCUCUCUGGUAUCAAGAUAAUAGAUGAAAAAACUGGGGUCAUAGAGCAUGAGCAUCCAGUAAACAAAAUCUCCUUCAUUGCUCGGGAUGUAACAGACAAUCGUGCCUUUGGCUACAUUUGUGGAGGAGAGGGCCAGCACCAAUUUUUUGCCAUAAAAACAGCCCAACAGGCUGAGCCUCUGGUUUCUGAUCUUAAGGACCUCUUCCAACUAAUUUAUAAUAUGAAGAAGAAAGAAGAAGAAGGAAAGAAAAAGAGUGAAGAAUCAAGUCAGACUGAGAAUGGUGGUGAAGAACUGCCUGCUGAUCAAGCUGACAAAAUGAGACUGGGAGUUGACCAGAUGGACUUGUUUGGGGAUAUGUCAACACCUCCUGAUAUGAGCAGUCCCACAGAAGCUAAAGAGAUUCUGUUAGUGGAUUUUAAUUCUGAAAUUGAAACCAAACAAACCUUUGCAAAAGAGGAUCUCUUCUUGAAUGGCAUCACAGCCUCUCUUCCACAACCAAAUGCACAGACACCCUUCUUGCCUGAGAGUUCUUUCUCUACCAAUCUCAGCUUCUUUCCUACACCUAAUCCAGACCCUUUCAGUGAUGAUCCUUUCACACAGCCACCCCAAUCUGCACCACGUUCCUUUGAUUCUCUAAAAUCUGAUCAGAAGAAAAGCCCGAGUACCUUGACAUCAGUGGGUGAUGGUGCUUCAAAUGGUGAUAUUGACUACUUUGAUAAACAGUUUGACCAGAUUUCUAAUAGAACUGGCAAACGAGAAGCACUAACAUGCCUGUGGCCACUUGAGAGUAGGUCACCUGCAGCAAGAAUUCCCAAUGUGAUACGAGAGAGAGAACGGAAUGGCUUUCUUGAAGUCUCAACAAACCUAUUUGUGGAAGGUGCUUCCAAAGAAACAUCUCUGCAGAAUGGAGUAAAGCUGGAUUCUGAAAGCAAUAUCCAAUUCAUGACACAUGAGCCUAUAACAAUUAGCCCACCACCACAGAGUACCAAGCCAGGAAGAGGAAGGAGAUCUCUCAAGACUGCAUCGGAUGACUUAUUCAGCUCAGACUUCUUUUUGCCAUCUACAGAGAGCCUUAGCUUGAGCUCAGGGACACAAUCAGGAGCUCUGCCAACUAGACCACUGGACCUCUUCAAAACAAGUUCUACCACAGCAUCUCCAUUGGCUGGUCUAGGUGGCUCGCCAGCAACUUCAUCACCAUGGACCCCACAAACAGCUUCCUUCACUCAGGCUGCAUCAGUCUUUCAUGGGUCUAUGAUGCCUGCUCAGUCUCCAGGAUUUACUCAACCACUUGCCUUUGGUACUCAAGCAGUGCAGGGCUGGAACCAACCUUCAUCUUUUGGUGCCACAUCCACUCAGUCUUCUGGUUGCUGGUCACAGCCAGCACAAGUUUCAUCUAGUUCUUGGGCACAGCCAGCCAGCGCUGUAAAUCCCUUCCAGAGCAGUGUGUUCACAUCUCCAACUCUACCAGCUCAGACAGCCUCGGCGCUGCCCUCCAUGUCAACAACAGCUAGCCCACCUCAGCUGCCACCCAGAACUACACUUCAGAAAGAGAUGUCCAAGAAAGAAAGUGAUGCAUUCAUUGCUCUGGAUCCACUUGGGGAUAAAGAAAUGAAGGAUGUCAAGGAAAUGUUCAAAGACUUCCAGCUGACAAAACCCCCUGCAGUACCAGCAAGGAGAGGAGAACAGCAAAGCCUUUCAGAACCACCAAAGCCUGUUCCUCGACAAAGUGCGCUGCAAGCUGAUGGCCUGUUUGAAAGUCAAGAUAAAACAGACCCUUUCAGUACUUCAUCGAAGGAAUCUCAGAAUCCACCUUCUGGUCCUUUUGGUGACCAAUUUGGCAAUCCAUUUGCAUAGAUCAGGUGUAAUGAAAAGGACAAAUGGGAUAACUGGACCUCUUCUCAACAUGAUUUUUCUACGUGUUUCACUUUGCUGUCUGCUAUUCUUGCUGUUGUUUUAUGAUGUUUGCAAUUUGAAAUAUAUCCAGGUGGAUUGAAGCAUGGACCCUCAAAGAACAUGCUGUGAAGAUAAUUCAGGGCAAAGCAAAUGGGGAUAUUGACUCACGCUGAAAACCCAAAUUCAAAUUGGUGGAUGUUACCUUUACUUUAGUUCUUUGCACUCCUCUACAGAGAGGUUGGCAGCACCGAGUAAUGUGUCUUGUACCAUUUCCCUUUACAUAGCACUUACUGUCCCCAAAUAGAGGAACUUAAUGUACCCAGGGGAGAGGUGUUGCCUUUACAUAAGGGUAGUGAAUUAGUAGCUAAAACUCCACACCUUAAACAACUGGGUCAGUUGCACAUUAUGACAGCAGCGGCCAGUUGUGAAUUUAAGUGGAUGCUACUCGGUUCUAAUUGGUGACUGGACAGAUGACUUGGUCUCUUUGCCAUAAAAAUGUGUGUAUGUGUAGAGGAAAAUAAUCUAAUAUUAGCCUAUUUAACUAAAAGUAAAAGUGUCAUUCCACCAUAAAUGUGUCAUUAAGGGACUGCGGGGUCUGUAACAGCACUGCUGAAGCCCUGAGUACUAGAGGCCUACACUGUAAGCUGAAAAACUUCUUGCAGAACUUUUAUGUAGUUGUGGACACUAACCAUUGUCUUGGUGCUAAUAUGGCAGUUUUCAGGGAGGGAAAUCUAUGAGGAUUACUUUUCUAUUAAGGUGGCUUGGCAAACAAAUGAAAGAAGCCAUUAGGGUUCUUGCUUACAUCUCAGAGAAUCCCUGAUGUGCUCAGUUUGUGUUGUCACUUCACUCCAUGCCUAGUUUCCUUGUGAACAGAUGCACCACUUCUGUGCCAUUAAUAUGAGGUAGUACGCUAUCUCUUGGAAAAUGUGCCUUUUCUCAAGAGCCUCUUUACUAACAGGUUUUUGAAACAGUUAAAACUGUCUGUAACAGCUACAUUCUUGGCCAGUGGUGAUGACUGAUGUGUCAGAAGUUUUUCUGCUAAUAUUGCUAAACUGGAGAGCUAAGAAAGUCGACUUGAAUACAGCCUUAGUACCCAAUUCAGCCAGUCAUGCAGUUAGUCUUGUAUACAAACUUCUCUUGCACUUUCUGUAAUGAAAAAAAAAAAAAAAAAAAAUUAAAUCACAAAUUUAAGUAUUUGUCUUGAACUGGAAGUGUAGAAACUUAUUGAUGUUACACUGUUAUAUAAAAUUGUAGUAUCUGUCACUUAAUUACAUUAAAAAGAUGCAACUCUUCAUACCAAAUGAGCAUCAGUGUGGCUGUUAAUUCUGUCCUCUGUAAAUUGGUCUUGUGGUCUAGUUGACAUUUGGAGUUCAAAGCCUGCUGAGAAUCAUUCCUAACAGGUUCUGUAGCUGUCUGAUGGCGAAGUGUCUUUCUGUAACUUCUUGCAUUGGACCUGUUCAACAAAUGCUGUGCCAUAUUAAAAAAUGAAAUCUCCAACUGAUUUAGUAAAAACUGUCACUGGAACUUUGUCCCUUUGGCUGCUCAGCCUGAGCUUGUUGCUGCUAAAGAUGCAUUCUUGCUUCUUUCUGCAGGACCAUGGGAGCUGAGUACUCAAAUUGCAUGGAAUUCAGAAAUUUCAAUAAUUCAGCUUGUGUAUUCCAGGAAGAGAUCUAAAGUCACGCUAGGAAAUCUCAGAAACAUGUUCUUUUGUUCAAAAGAAAUUAUAUAACUCCUUUAACAGAGAUAGUUUAAAUAUAAUAAAUCUGUUAGUAAGCUGC